AGUCACCAGUCACACAACAUACCUACCUAUCUAGAUUGAAUUAUAUCAUGAAUGAAACCAUCGGAAUUUAUCUGUUUUAAGAUUAAAUAACUUAUUCUCACAUUUCUCUAUCUCUAUUUCUCUUUCCCUUUCUCUUUCUCACAAUCAUCCUUCAUCUCAAAAAUUUCCUAGUGACAGCCAUAAUUGAACCAUCGAACGUCAUCUGAGCCAUAGCCACACCUCACUUAAUAUUUGCCCAUGAUAGAUACGAUUACCUACCAAAUACACACACCAAACCACCUUUACUAUCAAUCCAACAAAAUAAAACCCAACGAUACCUACCUGACUCUUUGAGAUAUCUUAAUUCAAUUCAAUAUUCAUCAGUCAACUCAAAAAUCCAUCAAAACUAUUAAAAUGUCAGACGAGACACCAACUGCGCCCGAGGGCGAUUCUCAGAUCACCUUCAAGGUCAAGACAUCCUCUGAUGGAAAUCACACAAUCACUAUGGCAGAGACCGCAACAGUUCUCGAUUUAAAGACAAAGCUAGCUGGAGAUGAUUACGAAAAGAUUCCAGUAGAUCGUCAACGAUUAAUCUACUCCGGUCGCGUUAUGAAGAAUGAGGAACCUCUAAGCACUUAUAAGAUCAAGCCUAACAAUACGAUACAUAUGGUCAAGAGCGCACAAAGCAACGUUGCCAAUGCUGCUGCCAAUGCCGCAACUGGCGCUGCAGCAAGUCUCCCAACUAACAUGGCUGCCGGAACUGCGAAUAACCCUCUUGCUGGCUUGACAGGUGCUCGAUAUGCAGGCCAUAUGGGUCUUCCAGGUGCUGAAAUGUUCGGCGCAGACGGUGGUAUGGGUGCGCCACCAAGUGAAGAUGCGCUCGCUCAAAUGAUGGAUGAUCCCAAUAUUCGUCAAACGAUGAACGAAGCUCUCAACAACCCGGACCUAGUCAAUAUGAUGAUUCAAAAUACCCCAAUGCUCAGAGAUAUGCCCAACGCGCGCGAGAUAUUACAAUCACCCAUGUUCAGAAACAUGCUUACGGAUCCAAACUCCAUUCGACAAGCUGCUGCGAUGAGAAGACAAAUGGGAGGUGGAGGGGCUGGCGGCUUUCCCGCUCCAGGCGUCACUGACACUACACCCGCUGGAGCAGCAGGGAGCACCCCAGGAAGUGGUCAGCCUAGUGUACCACCUUUCAAUAUGUUUGGAAUGCCUGCCGCAGGAGGUGCUAAUAAUCCAUUUGCAUCAUUAUUCGGCGGACCAGGAGCAGCAGCCGCUGGUCAUACGCCUGCCCAAACUCCUCCACCUCCCGCUUCUGCUGGAGGAACCCCAUCAACUGGUACUGAUGCCAAUCCACCGAAUCCCUUUGCCUCGCUGUUUGGGGGAGCGGGUGCUGGAGCUGGAGCCGGAGCCGGAGCAGCUGGAGCGGGAUUUAACCCCUUUCAAGGAAUGCCACAACCCACUCCUGAACAAUUACAACAAGCAAUGCAAAUGAUGCAAAACGGAACAUUCGGAGAUAUGUUUGGUCCUGGUGGAUUUGGCGGCAUGGGCGGAAUGGGUGGUGCGGCCCCAAGUGCACCUGCAGCUCCAGCAGACACCAGACCACCUGAAGAAGUUUACGCCGAUCAACUUAGGCAAUUAAACGAUAUGGGAUUCUUCGACUUUGAAAGAAAUGUGGCAGCUCUAAGAAGAAGUGGAGGAAGUGUUCAGGGAGCCAUUGAACAAUUGUUAAGCUAGAUUUCUGGGUAUUUUCUUGCUUUUUAAAUGUUUCUUUGGGCGGAGGGGCAAAGUGUCGAUAUCACGGAUGAAUGAAUUUAUGGGGAAUUCUCCCGAAGAUUGAUUCACUCUUCUUACAUUUCCAUGAGUAAUUUUUAUUUACAAGAUUUGCUUGCGUUGCUGAACCGGGUUGAACUAAGCUAAGCGCUUUACAUCGGGUGUUGGGAGUCAAUUAAAUCAGUUAUGAAUAUUUGUUUUGACAUAAUGUGAUAGAUGACAAUUAUAUGUGACAGGUGUGCGGUAUUCAGUUGUGCAAA
This is a messenger RNA of Botrytis porri, 2009 nucleotides long. RefSeq lists its product as uncharacterized. Gene Ontology annotation, cellular component: cytosol. The transcript has 3 exons. The record is from RefSeq and is a predicted model, not a curated record. Gene Ontology annotation, molecular function: polyubiquitin modification-dependent protein binding. Gene Ontology annotation, biological process: ubiquitin-dependent protein catabolic process. Bases 394 to 1713 code for a protein of 439 amino acids. Lineage: Eukaryota; Fungi; Ascomycota; Leotiomycetes; Helotiales; Sclerotiniaceae.